AAAUGGUUUAACAAAAUGUUGUAUAUAAAGGGACAUGUAACAAUCGAUUUAUCAAGUUAUUUUUUUCGGUACGGAGAAUAGAAAAAAUAUGAAGCCACUAUAUUUUAUACUUUUUUCGUUGCUGCUAUCCAUUCAGUUGGUUAAAAGUCAAGAAGUUAUCACAUUCAUUUCAAUAUUGGAGGCAUUAUACUCACAAAAGCCACAAUUGACUAAUAAGCUGAAUUUCGUAGCCGCAAUUGCCGAAUUAACCCCAGAAAUAGAAGAUGAACUUCAGCCCAUUACAAAAAUUGAAGACAACGGUUGGCUAGACCAGCUGCAAUAUGUGAAAGAAUACACUGAUCAAAUUGUCGCAGCGACUAAAACUAUUGACGAAGCAAAUCAAGAAAUUACUUCGCUUCUUGCAUUUGAAAAGCCGAACGAAGGUGACAUUGAAUUUUUUCAAGAAUAUCACAGCUUCUUGAAAUCCACUCUAAAUAGGAGUUUAAAAAGUGGGUUAACAGAGAUGAAAUCGGCAUUCCAAGCUAUGCAUCAACAUUUCGAUUAUUAUAUGAGUGCAUCAAUUUCUCAUAAAAAAGAAAUUGUAAAAAAUAUUGUUAUGAUAAAUCGAACAUUAUUACAACUUCCACGUAAAACACAUAAAAAAAUUAUUGAAAAUUAUAUAGCUGAUCUAUUUAAAUACGCCGGACAAGCUGUCUCCGAAAUAAUUCCUUAUCUUCAAAAUCUUGAAAAAUUGAAGGACGUUCUGGAAAACUACAACAGUGCACGUACCUCAUGGGUUGAAUUUUUGAUUGGAAUGAGACAUGGACCCUCAUCGGCUAGAAUAUCAAAAGGAAUGAAACCUAGAAAUUUCCGCUAAAUGAUUUUGGCUACGAAAAAGAUUUUUUAUCCAAAAACUAAAAUUUAACAUCUAUUCACAUGCAUUAUUACUAUAUAAAUUUAACGCAAUAUGUUUAACAUUUUACGUAUUACAUUAAAUUGUUCUUUGCGAAUUAUUUUGUGUGCAUGAAAUAUUCUCCUGAUUUGCAAAAUAAAAACACAAAACAUUCAUUUU
Messenger RNA from Contarinia nasturtii (swede midge), 1051 nucleotides. RefSeq lists its product as uncharacterized. Bases 89 to 856 code for a protein of 255 amino acids. Lineage: Eukaryota; Metazoa; Arthropoda; Insecta; Diptera; Cecidomyiidae. The transcript is spliced from 2 exons. The record is from RefSeq and is a predicted model, not a curated record.